Molecule: messenger RNA, 2514 nt
Organism: Priceomyces carsonii
Lineage: Eukaryota; Fungi; Ascomycota; Pichiomycetes; Serinales; Debaryomycetaceae
Exons: 1
Coding region: 1-2514 (837 amino acids)
Source: RefSeq, a predicted model, not a curated record
AUGGUUAAUGGUAAGGUUGUGCUAGGAACCAUCAUCAAGCGAUGCUUGAAUCAGAGGGUGUUUAAGUUUGCUAUAACUUUGAUAGCGUUGUUAAAUGUGUUUUAUAUAGCGUUUUUGCUAAUAGGAGGUCAGUCAUCGAAACACUUUAGUAUCAAGCUCAAGACUCAUGCGUCGAACGUUUGGGACAACAUAAACAUCUACGGAAUGGAUGAAGAUGCCUCAAAGGAUGCUUCAAAGGCCAGUAAAACCCCUCAAACAGCGACUUUGAACUCCCUGCCUUCGACUAAAAAAGACGACAAACCUUUAUUCCCCCUUCCCAAAAAACCUUAUAAGGAGUUGGCUGAUGAAGAAAAGAUUCAUUAUAAGCUUAAUGAGGUCACGCGUGAUAAGAAGAAGUAUUGGCUUGCCCACACCGAGCUUACGGACCAUCAACUUCAAAUUACUGUCAAGGACUUUAAAAAGGAAGCUUGGAAAGACAAGCCGACUUUGUUUUAUGAUCCUAGGUUUACAUUGUCCAUUUAUAUUAAUGAAAUCAAGAACCAAUAUAUAGACAAAAACCCCGAAAAUGACAAAACGAAAAAGAAUGAGAUCAUCGUCCCAUUUGCUUGGUCUGACUGGGUAGACAUAACUAUGUUGAAUGAAGAACUAUCUAAAAGUGAAUCUGCAAGAAAAAACUGCGAAUAUAUGAAAGCUGUACAUCAUAUUAAAGCCAAAGAUCCUAAUUAUUGCGUGAAUAAUAAUGAUAUUACCGAACAAGAUCUCGAGGAAAUGAAAUUACCCUCAACAAACUUUGUUCCUGGAUUUGCUGUCAAGAAGUCCCCAACGAAUAAAGCAUCGAACGAAGUCAGAAUGUUGGAAGGUAAGUCCCAUUUAUUGACUUAUGCAAAAAAUCCGUUGGCGAUAAUCUUUCUCAGCAAUGAUGGUGUUUAUGAGGCUCAAGUAGAAGGAAAACAAAGAAUUGUGGAUUCCAAUCUCUUUGACCGUUACUUGUCCUUAAAUAACAUCAAGGAAGAUCAAAUUGUUCUUGACCCCGUAAAAGAGUUCAAUGAAUUUGUGAAAGCAGUGAGGCCAAAUACUCUAGAUGCCGAGGAUGAUAUAUAUGGAAUGGUCGCAAAAAUAAAGGAGACAGAUCCAAGUAAAUCCCGAGAACUUACAUUGACUGAGAGUUCUUUCAAUUAUCAGCAAGAUAAAAUAGAUGCCCAAAUUCAAGAAUUUGAAAAAAGAAUCGAGGGUUUGGGCACAAUAACUACCAAUGAACUAAAGUUUGAUGAAGAGCAGAUCAAUAAGUUGAGACUCAGUAGAAAUGAAAAAAUUUACUAUGAUGGGUUGAAAUACGCAUCGUCAUUUGACCCGAAAGCCGAGGAAACUUAUUUUAGAAUGGCUAGACUUAAUUUUGACAAUGAAGAAAAUGACAAAGACGCUGGUUGGCAUUAUGAGUGGAGAUUUUUCAAUGGUGCAUUACGCUACCUAAAGAAGGGCUGGAACGUCGACGAGCUUCUUAUUAGAGAGAAGGUCUUACUUGAUCGUAUAUUGAGAAAUUGGUUCAGAUUUGCUAAUGAGAAAGGUAUAACGUCGUGGAUCGCCCACGGACCACUUUUAUCUUGGUACUGGGAUGGUUUAUUAUUUCCAUUCGAUGAAGAUAUUGAUAUUCAAAUGCCAGCUGAGGAGUUGGCAAGAUUCUCCAGGUUGUAUAAUCAAACGUUAGUUAUUGAAGACAUCACAGAAGGAUUUGGAAAGUACUUUAUCGAUUGCUCUACAUUCAUUCAUCACAGGCAAUUCACUAAAAACGAAAACCACAUCGAUGCGAGAUUCAUUGACAUUGAUACGGGUUCCUACAUAGACAUUACUGGGUUAGGAAUUAGUGACGAAGAAGUACCAGAACAGUAUAAGAGUCUCUCAGAAGCUGCCAGAGCCGAAAAUGUUCCUCAGCCGGUUUACAAUUGCAGAAACAAACAUUUUUAUUCUUUCAAAGAAAUCUCACCUUUAAGGUUCACAAUGAUGGGAGGUGUUCCAUUGUAUAUACCCAAUAACAUUAAAGAAAUUUUGAAAAUUGAAUAUUCCAAGGGAUUAACUUCCUACACUUACGAGAAUUUUUACUUCGUGGAUGCCUUGAAUUUAUGGAUUCAUAAAGAUAAAUUGGAGUUUCUUUUCCAAGGUCAAGACUAUAAAGAUAAGGAUGGAAUUAUAGACCCAGAAAAAUUCACCAACCUUGUGAAAACAAUUGGAACUAAGGAAGUUGUUCAAAUUCUAGAGAGAGAUGAAGAUGUAUUAUUAGAAUAUUAUAUUACCAUGGAUGUUACUGCAUUGCACAAGAAGGAAUUGACAUUCUUGUUUGAUAUGCCUCAAGGAGAAAAUACAUUGAUCGGGGAUAUUGGGGAUCAAAAGUCAGAGGAAGUUAUUAGUCACGACGUUGAGUAUCACAAGUUAACUUCCCAAUUUAAGUUCCAGAAGCCUUUCCGAAGACCACUUUUCAAUUAUGAGAAUAUCGAUAAACCUAAACACCACAAAGACUAG